AUCAUUCCAUAAACAUCGUGAAAUGGAUUUAAGAUUUACUUUAUGUCUCCGCAAUCGAUCACAUCGCCUUCCCUAUUCCUCCCAUAGCAUCUACUGCAGAGGUGAAGAUACAACAAGAGAGAAAUAGAAUGGCCAUGGUGAUAACGGUGGCACAGGACGGAAGUGGGGAGUAUAGGACGGUGCAGGAGGCAAUAGACGCCGUGCCUCUCUGUAACACCUGCCGGACGGUGAUUCGUGUGUCGCCUGGGAUAUACAAGCAACCCGUGUACGUGCCCAAGACCAAGAACCUAAUAACCCUAGCCGGAUUGCGUCCGGAGGACACUAUCCUCACCUGGAACAACACUGCCUCCCAAAUCGAUCAUCACCAGGCGUCACGCGUUAUUGGAACUGGGACGUUUGGUUGUGGGAGUACCAUUGUGGAAGGAGAGGAUUUUAUAGCUGAGAACAUCACUUUUGAGAACUCUGCACCUGAGGGUUCAGGCCAAGCUGUGGCAAUUAGAGUGACUGCAGAUCGGUCCGCAUUUUAUAAUUGCAGAUUUCUUGGGUGGCAGGACACAUUGUAUUUGCAUUAUGGGAAACAAUAUUUGAAAGAUUGCUAUAUUGAAGGAAGCGUGGACUUCAUUUUUGGUAAUAGCACUGCUCUUUUGGAGCACUGUCAUAUUCAUUGCAAAUCAGCUGGAUUCAUAACUGCCCAAAGUAGGAAAUCUUCUCAAGAGACCACUGGCUAUGUUUUCUUGAGAUGUGUGAUCACUGGCAAUGGGGGAACACCAUACGCAUAUCUUGGACGACCGUGGGGACCUUUUGGGAGGGUGGUUUUUGCAUACACAUGGAUGGAUGCAUGUAUCAUACACGUUGGUUGGCAUAAUUGGGGCAAAGCUGAGAACGAGAGAAGCGCUUGCUUUUACGAGUACAGGUGUUUUGGACCAGGUAGUUGCUCAUCAAAACGAGUGAAUUGGGCAAGAGAACUGAUGGAUGAAGAAGCAGAACAGUUCCUCAUGCACAGUUUCAUUGAUCCGGAUCCACAAAGGCCUUGGCUGGCACAGAGAAUGGCCCUGAGGAUACCACAUUCUGCUUAGGAGGAACUAUUAUGAAGCUCGGGUACAGCAGUUUGCUUAUGUACAAAUAAACAGAGAAAUGGGUUUCAUGAAUUAGCAUCUCACGGUAGCUGAGAAAAAAAAUUUCUUUGGAAGAGUCAUUGCAAGUUUUAGUUCGUGUGACAAAUGCUUGGUCAUUUGGUUUUGCAAGAAUGCCACUUUUAGAAGAUCUUGAAAUGUGACCGUUAAAAGAUUUGAAUUUUCAUUGAUUUGUGUCAAAAAUCGAGUGUCUUUUCAUUUGGUUUAAGUUUAAGUAAAUGACUGUGUU
Molecule: messenger RNA, 1362 nt
Organism: Ilex paraguariensis (yerba mate)
Lineage: Eukaryota; Viridiplantae; Streptophyta; Magnoliopsida; Aquifoliales; Aquifoliaceae
Source: the annotation of a GenBank genome assembly